Stereum hirsutum FP-91666 SS1 is the source of this 2562-nucleotide messenger RNA. RefSeq names its product copper amine oxidase. The transcript is spliced from 21 exons. NCBI's taxonomy places the organism in Eukaryota, Fungi, Basidiomycota, Agaricomycetes, Russulales, Stereaceae. The record is from RefSeq and is a predicted model, not a curated record. Gene Ontology annotation, molecular function: copper ion binding; quinone binding; primary methylamine oxidase activity. Gene Ontology annotation, cellular component: plasma membrane. The coding region runs from base 121 to 2562 and encodes 813 amino acids. Gene Ontology annotation, biological process: amine metabolic process.
GCGAUUAUCAUCGGACGUAAACACAUAGAUGGGCGAUAUAAAGCGCGUCUGUUCGUACCUGAACGCGUCGGACUUGACGCCCUCCUUACCCUCGUUCGUCCUGUCUUGCUGCUUGCUGCGAUGCGUUCUCUCUCGCUGCUAGCUUGCAUUUCUGCCUUCCUUCUGGCCUCUUCCGAUGUCGUCGACGCCAAGGUCUCACGCGUCAGGCAUCCGAAAAUGAAGCGCCCUCAUCACCAGGCGCGUGCCAUCGGCGCGUACAACGACCUUGCUCGCGAGUUGACGUCACGGAGCUCUGGGUCUGCGUCGAGCUCUGGUUGGGAUUCGAAGGCUCCUAAGACGACUGCUCCGAAGUCAAAUGUGUGGAAGGCUUUGAGCAACGACGAGGCGGCUGGUGUGAUCGAGUUGUUGCACGCGCAGGACUGGUUGAACUUGACGAGUGCUGAGGAUGCCGGAACUUGGGACAAUACCAUUUCGGUUGUUGAGACCCUCACGCCGAACAAGACUGACGUUCUUCCCUUCCUCACCGCUGGAGCUGAAGCUCCUGAGCGUUGGUCGCGUGUUAUCAUCAUGUUUGCUGCAACGGAGGAACCAUAUCUCCAGGAUUUCCAGGUCGGCCCACUUCCGGUCACGAACGAUACCACGAUCACUCCUCUCGACUGGUACAGCACCAAAGGUCAAUCUAUCCAGCGCAAUUAUGACGCAGACAGUGAUCUGGUCUAUGAGUUCAUCACCAACGCCACCGAGACUGUUCAGGAUAUUCUGGAUGAUCUCCUCGACGGAGUUGACUUCGGUGACGAUGACGCUGACAUCGACAUCUGGGGUGUCGACCCUCUUCAACACUCAUACGGCCGUGUCAUCCAAUGGGUCACGAUCUGGCAGACGCCCAGCACCGUCUUCGACGGCGAGACCCUCAUGCCCGAAGGUAUCUACUUCCAAGUUGACCAAACCGGCCGCGAUCCCGCCGACUGGGCCGUCCUCGGCUGGUUCUACGACAACAUCUACUACAACUCGACGCAGGCCUUCCGCGACGCUUGGGAGGCGGGCGAGUUGAGCAGAAAUGUGAUCAACAAGCAGGGUGAUUGGAUUGGAAGCGACUGGACGGGCGAGAAGAUGGAAUUCGAUGAGAAGGCGCCGCCGGUUAUGGUUCAGCCUGGUGGAGAUGAGGGUUUGAGGUAUAAGGUUGAUGUCGAGGAGCAGUACGUCGAGUGGAUGGACUUCUCCUUCUACAUCGCCUUCAGCCGCGACACAGGAAUGACACUAUUCGACAUCAAGUACAAGGGCGAACGCAUCAUCUACGAGCUUGGUCUCCAGGAAGCCAUCGCUCACUAUGCAGGUCACGAUCCUGCCCAGAGCGGUGUCGCGUACCUCGAUACUUACUACGGCUUCGGUCCCUACGCUUUCGAGCUGUUGUCUGGCUACGAUUGCCCGACUUACGCCACUUACCUCAACUCGACCUUCCAUGUUGAUGAGCUGUCGAAGACCCACAGGAACUCGAUCUGUUUGUUCGAAGCGGACAUGCCCUACCUGAUUCAACGCCAUGCGAGCAUGAACUACGUCUCCGCCAGCAAGAACAUCGCCUUCAUCGUUCGUUCCGUCUCUACCGUCGGCAACUACGACUACAACUUCGACUACACCUUCUACCUGGAUGGAACUGUCGAGACCACUGUUCGUGCCUCUGGGUACAUUCAGUCCGCACACUACAAGAACAACGAGGACUACGGCUACCAGAUCCACGACGGCCUGUCCGGCUCCAUGCACGACCAUUGUCUCACCUUCAAGGCCGACAUCGACAUCGUCGGAACUGCCAACACCCUCGCCAAGCAUGCCGUCGUUCCCGUUUCGGUUGAAUAUCCUUGGAGCAACGGUACCGUCAGGAAUACGAUGAAGUUGGAGCGGAGCUACGUGGAGAGCGAGGACGAGGGCAAGCUCAUGUGGCCCACAAACUCCCAGGCGAUGUACGUUGUCGUGAACAAGAACGAGACGAACAAGUAUGGCGAGCCGAGGGGUUACAGGAUCAUGCCCUCUUUGGGUGGAGGCAUGCACCUCACCAUCACGAACUCGACCAACCUCCUGAACUCGCAGAGUUUCGCUACGCAUCAGCUCUAUGUUACGAAGCAGAAGGAUACCGAGCCCAAGGCCGCGCACGCCAACAACAAUUACGAUGUCGCCAACCCGAUCGUCGAGUUUGACAAGUUCUUCGACGGAGAGUCCCUUGACCAGGAAGACAUUGUUCUGUGGUUCAACCUCGGCAUGCACCAUGUUCCCCACACCGGCGAUCUCCCCAACACCGUCUUCACCACAGCCCAAUCCUCCAUGCAAAUAAUGCCGCACAACUACCUCCUCGGCGACCCCUCUCGCAACUCCCGCCAAACCGUCAGGCUGGACUACUCCAACGAUGAUGGCGUCACGGACGUGAAGACAUUCGGCGCGCACUUCGCGAAAGGCACUGCGAACUUGUCAGCCACUACGCCCGAUUUCUACGCGUAUCAAGGAGAUGUGGCGGUCAGGAAGUUCCCUUACGAUCCUCAAGAUCCUUUCAACGACACUGAAUCUAUUGUUUAA